CAGGUCUUUCUGAACAUCGAAGAUAUACAGGAUGUAGCUUAUCCUGUCGCAUGUGGCACGACGUGUCGAAUCGGUCGCAAGGAUCUUCCUUGCUGUCGAAUUAUAAUUGAAGUGCUAGAUGAUUGUAUCAAAUGUGCUUGUACGGAAUACCCACAUGGAGAGGGCAUGUCAACAGUAUAUAUAGAGCUAGAUCAACGCCAGUUUGUCUAGGUUCAACAACGAGAUAAGUUGGAGAUUCUUUCUGCUAAUUCGUAGAUGGCUAGUGCGGUCCGUUUUGUCUCUGUUUCUAUUUUGCUCCUUGAACUCUCGAUCCACGGGGUUGGAAGUCCUCUGCGCUCUUCCCUCAAGCCUGAAGCUCCCACAGCAGAUGCGAUGGCGAUUCCUGAAGGAUGCGAAUUGAGACAGAGAACGUUUUCGACAAAAGACGUCAACUGGACCAGAUUGAUACUCGACAGUGGCGACAUUGACUCGACCGUCUCGUUUGACGAAGAAAUGGCCAGCUUACAAGACAAAAACUCUACUAUAUCGCUUGACGAAAAUUUUAGCAGUAUUCACGACAUAAGCUUCACCAUCUCCUACUGCUCAGGUCGAUGCCUUCAACACAACUUGAAGACAAAAGGACACGUGAUCAAAAACGACUAUGCGCUACAAAUGAGAAAUUUGGUGAAAAGUUGCGAGGACAAGGGCACAAACUGUGAGGAGAUGUCUCCGUGCUGUGUUCCCAAACGAAUUCACGGAGAAAACGGCAAAAUCGAAUUUGAGAAAGGGAGUGUUAAGGUUGCUUAUUGGAGUAAACAGAAUGUGAUGUCGACCUUUACUUUCAAGUUUCUCAAUACGACAGUUUGUCACUGCCAGUAAUGAAAUGACUGGAAACAAUGAAUAAAUUAUCUCAAAAACCUUAAUAUUACUAUCAUUGUUAUUAAUGGUUCUUUCGUGGAAGAUUUCGUUUGUAAAUAGUAAUUGAUUAGUAAGAGUUGUGACAUUUACUUAAAUGUUUUGACAUUUGCAAAGUAUGUUAAAUAGAGUUUAUUGUUACUGUGUGAAAUAUAUCGAUA
Molecule: messenger RNA, 1055 nt
Organism: Corticium candelabrum
Lineage: Eukaryota; Metazoa; Porifera; Homoscleromorpha; Homosclerophorida; Plakinidae
Exons: 1
Coding region: 256-858 (200 amino acids)
Source: RefSeq, a predicted model, not a curated record